AUGUCUGCCACCAUUCUUCUUGAGUUGACCGCCAACCGAUCGCCUCAGAAUCAUGCAGAUACCACCAAUGACUUGAUUGGGGGUCGGAUGGCUAACGAUAUUUCGUCUCUUCCGAAUGAGCGUGAAGCAACUACCACAGCGACGUCCCAAUCUGAGCGUCUACGUACUGUUCGGUCCAGAGCAGCAAAUGCGGCCGAUAGGCCUAGCGAUGAAAUACACGAUCAGUCAUCUCGACUACCAUUUCGUCGCCUCAUCGCUGCGUAUCUAUGUCUUUCAGCCAUCUACUUUACUUCAUCACUUGAUAUCAAUUCAGUUGCGUUGGCUCUCCCCGUAAUCGCGCGCGACCUUGGCGCUGGUAGCAGCAUUACUUGGACUGGAACGGCCUAUUUAAUGGGUCAGGCCGCUUUUCAGCCUCUAUACGGUCGCCUGUCAGAUAUUUUCGGUCGGAAGCCGGUCUUGAUGCUCUCCGUUGGGUUUCUCGUCAUUGGCGACAUCUUAUGCGCCAACUCCCACUCUCCCGCUUGGCUCUAUGCGUGUCGAGCAAUAAGUGGCAUUGGCGGCGGCGGCAUCAGUUCUAUCAUAUCAAUCAUUGUUAGUGAUCUCGUGAGCCUUAAAGACAGAGGCAAGGCCAUUCCUUGCGGCCUCCCUGAUACAAAAGAUAAGAAUAGCAGAGAUAUCGAGUUGGAGAUGGAUCUUCUACAUUCCACCAAUCCUGGCUUGCGUCUCUACUAUAGCUUGUAUGGCUUUCCUGCCAUUGACAACCAUCAGUGGAAGCUGGAAAGCGAAGGCAAGACAAAUCGACUGGAUGGGACUUGCAGCUUCUCUGGUCGCAACUAUUUGCAUGCUGGUCUCGUGGCUCUGCAAGCACAUUGCCCAUCCAAAGAUCGUGCGGUUGCGACGUCAACGCGGAAUCUCUUCCGAAUGCUCGGUUCUGUCAUUGGCAUGACAAUCGCAUCCGCUUUGCAGAGUGCUGUUACGCAGGCAGCUCUGCCCGAUGAUAUACCAGCUUCAGUGCUCUCGCAAGUAACGAUGGGAACAUGGAGAUCCGGAACUACAACUUGGGACCAAGGCAUAUCCUAUGCCAAGUUCAAAGGUUUUCAAGCAGUGUUUGCGAUGGAAAUUCCUUUCAUGGCACUCUGCUUCCUUGGUUGUUUUGGUAUACCCAGUGCAACGUUUGGGGAAGAUAACGAGAGGGCAGAAAGACGCACGACGUAA
Molecule: messenger RNA, 1215 nt
Organism: Trichoderma gamsii
Lineage: Eukaryota; Fungi; Ascomycota; Sordariomycetes; Hypocreales; Hypocreaceae
Exons: 3
Coding region: 1-1215 (404 amino acids)
Biological process (GO): transmembrane transport
Molecular function (GO): transmembrane transporter activity
Source: RefSeq, a predicted model, not a curated record